AACACGAACAAAUCAAUCUUUUUUUAAGAAAUUUACAGGCAAACCACCAACCACCCUUUUACAAUGUCUUGUAUUGUCUGACUAUUGAGUGAUUGAUUAUCAGUACAGUUUUUCUUUCCUUUAGCUCCAUUUGAGGGCAACCGCCACAUGUCAUUGUCAGAUCCAUCAUCCCCUCUCUACCCGCUCUUAACCCCCUCUUAGCGUAACCGAACCGUAUCGAUUUCCUUAUCUUCUUUUCACAUUUCCCAAUAUGUCCCAUGAUUCCAAUCUUUGUAUUUAUUGUUUUUAUUUAUCUAACCCUUUCUCUUUCACUCUCAAAGUCCCUGUCUUUCCUUCUCUGUUUGGCUGAAAUAUGUACAUUCUUCCCUUUCUUGGGUUUCUUUCUUGAAUUUGGUUUAUCGGGUUUUCUUAGUUUUUGGGUUUGUUUUUAAGUGGAUUUUGCUAUUUAUUUGGUGGUGAUAUUGAGACCCUUUGUUUGUUUCGUAGUUUGAUUCUUGAGGUUGAGGUGGAUGUAGUUGAGUUGUUCGUUUUUUUUUUCCCUUUCAUUUGAUGGUUCUUAGGGCUUGGUUAUUGAGAACCCAUUUGGCUAGCUUGGCUGGUGGCAGUCUGGAAUUUGAAGAUUCUGUUUUUCCUUGUUGAGACAGGACAGGACAGGACACGAUCAAAAAGGUUGGACUUUGUUACGUAAAAAUAUCUCGUUAUUUUGUGAUAACCAGUUUGUUUGUGUUAAGGAUUGCAUCCCUUUACUCUAUUUGCUCUACUGUCUCUAUAUUGCUAUCUAGACUGAGGAGAAAAGAAGGCCCCCAAUUACAGAACUACUUCUUUUUUCUUUUGGUUUUAGCCAAGAUAUGGAUAUAAGCAAUGAGGCCAAUGUUGAUCAUUUCAAAAUUGGACCUUCAUCAAUCAUUGGUAGGACAAUUGCUUUCAGAGUUCUAUUCUGCAAUUCAAUCUCACAUUUUAGGCAUAAAAUCUUUCAUGUGCUGUUGAAUUACAUUUAUAGAUUUGGUGACUUCGUGGCACCUAUGUUUUCAUGGUUUCAUCCAAGGAAUCCACAAGGGAUAUUGGUCAUGAUGACGAUAAUUGCAUUUUUAUUGAAACGAUAUACUAAUGUUAAGUUGAGGGCAGAAACAGCCUAUAGGAGGAAAUUUUGGAGGAAUAUGAUGAGAACUGCGUUGACAUAUGAGGAGUGGUCUCAUGCUGCUAAGAUGCUUGAUAAAGAGACCCCAAAGAUGCAUGAAUGUGAUCUUUACGAUGAAGAACUAGUCAGGAACAAGCUUCAAGAGCUUCGCCACCGUCGCCAAGAGGGAUGUCUUAGAGAUAUAAUCUUCUGUAUGAGAGCUGAUCUUGUAAGAAACCUCGGAAAUAUGUGCAACCCUGAGCUUCACAAGGAUAGGCUUCAAGUGCCCAAGCUCAUAAAGGAAUAUAUUGAUGAGGUCUCAACUCAGUUAAGAAUGGUUUGUGACUCCAAUUCAGAGGAGCUUUCAUUGGAAGAAAAGCUUGCUUUCAUGCAUGAAACAAGACAUGCUUUUGGGAGAACAGCAUUGCUUCUGAGUGGAGGUGCUUCUCUUGGAGCCUUUCAUGUGGGUGUGGUGAAAACACUGGUGGAGCAUAAGCUUGUGCCCCGUAUAGUCGCUGGUUCUAGUGUUGGGUCCAUUAUGUGUGCAGUUGUUGCCACCAGGUCAUGGCCAGAGCUGCAAAGUUUUUUUGAGGAUUCCUGGCACUCAUUGCAGUUUUUUGAUCAAUUGGGUGGAAUUUUCACUGUUGUUAAGAGGGUCAUGAGACAAGGAGUUGUUCAUGAAAUCCGGCAGUUGCAAUGGAUGUUAAGGAAUCUUACAAGUAAUCUUACAUUUCAAGAAGCUUAUGACAUGACAGGUCGAAUUCUUGGGAUCACAGUUUGCUCACCCAGGAAGCACGAGCCCCCUAGAUGCCUUAAUUACCUGACUUCCCCUCAUGUCGUUAUAUGGAGUGCAGUCACUGCUUCUUGCGCCUUUCCUGGUCUUUUUGAAGCUCAGGAACUAAUGGCAAAGGACAGGAGUGGAGAAAUUGUGCCUUAUCACCCACCUUUUAAUCUGGAUCCUGAGGAGGGAUCAGGGGCACCAAUACGUAGGUGGAGGGAUGGUAGCCUGGAGAUUGAUUUGCCAAUGAUACAAUUAAAAGAACUAUUCAAUGUCAAUCAUUUUAUUGUUAGUCAGGCAAAUCCUCACAUCGCUCCGUUGUUGAGACUGAAGGAUAUAGUGAGGGCAUAUGGAGGUAGCUUUGCUGCCAAGCUUGCUCAUCUCACUGAGAUGGAGGUAAAACAUAGGUGCAAUCAGGCAUUGGAACUUGGUUUUCCAUUAGGUGGACUUGCCAAGCUUUUUGCGCAAGAUUGGGAGGGUGAUGUCACUGUUGUUAAUACUGCCACUCUCGCUCAGUACUCAAAAAUUAUACAAAACCCAACUCAUGUGGAACUUCAAAAGGCAUCCAACCAGGGCAGAAGGUGCACGUGGGAGAAGCUUUCUGCCAUAAAAGCUAAUUGUGGCAUUGAGCUUGCUCUUGAUGAGUGCGUGGCUAUUCUGAACCACAUGCGUAGACUCAAAAGGAGUGCUGAGAGGGCUGCUGCUGCUUCUCAUGGCCAAGCAAGCUCUGCGAGCACAUUGAAAUUUAGUGCAUCAAAAAGAAUUCCUUCUUGGAAUUGCAUUGCUCGAGAAAACUCAACAGGCUCACUUGAAGAAGACCUCCUUGUUGAUGUUGCUUCCUCAUUCCAUCAAGGAGUUGGUGUGGCUGCAGGAACUUCUACUGGUAGGAGUUUGAGAACUCAACGUAACCUACACCAUGAUGGAAGUGAUAGUGAAUCGGAGAGUGUAGAUUCGAAUUCUUGGACAAGAUCUGGUGGGCCUUUGAUGAGGACUACUUCUGCAAAUAAGUUCAUUGACUUUGUCCAAAGUCUGGAUGUGGAUUCUGAGCUCACCAAAGGUUUUGUGUGUCAUCCUAACUCUCCUGGUGCUCAGAUGGGAGACAGGGAUUUAUAUAAUCAGAUCUCCAGAUUGUCAACCCCAGAUAGAAACUCAGAAAGUGAAUUCGAUCCGAGAGAUUUUAGCAGUAGAAUUUCUACAGGUGGUUCUAGCAUUACAGUCACUGAAGGAGAUCUUUUGCAGCAUGAAAGAAUCCUUAAUGGGUUUGUGCUGAAUGUUGUAAAGAAAGAGGACAUGGCGCCAUCCAUUAGGGUCCCCGGUAAGGAAAAUCACAAUAGUGAAGUUCCUGAAUGUGUCCAGCUUGAUUGUCCUGAAAAGGACAUGGAUGCUAGCUCAUCAUCAGACUCUGCUGCAGAUGACGAUGAUGAUCCCUCCCCAACAAAUCCCUUGCAUAGAACAGCUUCUACUCUUAGUCACACAGAUGAUCCUGUCAUUCAGGAUGUUCAGGAGAAGCAUGUCGUGGAUGGUUAACGAGUAACUUUUUCAUUACCCUACCAAACCAUUGAGUGGAGUCGAUUCCUAGGUUACUAUUAAUCAAAGGUUUGCCCAGUCACAUUGGAGUAGAAAAUUGAUUUUCAGACAAAUGACUUAGAAGUGAAUUAUAAAGAGCAGUUCAAAGCAAUCUGCAAGCAUCAAGAUGUUGCUGUUGUAUACUAAAUCUUGCACAUGCUGUGCCACAAUUGUAAUCCUCACACUUUUAAGCAAAUGAUAAGGUUUUGCCUA
This is a messenger RNA of Populus nigra (black poplar), 3674 nucleotides long. RefSeq names its product triacylglycerol lipase SDP1-like. The record is from RefSeq and is a predicted model, not a curated record. The coding region runs from base 849 to 3422 and encodes 857 amino acids. NCBI's taxonomy places the organism in Eukaryota, Viridiplantae, Streptophyta, Magnoliopsida, Malpighiales, Salicaceae. The transcript is spliced from 3 exons. Gene Ontology annotation, biological process: lipid metabolic process. Gene Ontology annotation, molecular function: triacylglycerol lipase activity.